Molecule: messenger RNA, 1300 nt
Organism: Armigeres subalbatus
Lineage: Eukaryota; Metazoa; Arthropoda; Insecta; Diptera; Culicidae
Exons: 4
Coding region: 356-736 (126 amino acids)
Source: RefSeq, a predicted model, not a curated record
CGAAAAAUGACGUUUUAGAUGAAAUUGAAAAACUGUGCAAAGUUUCAGAUAUUUUCGAAAUGGUCACUCAGGAUCGACCCCAAAGUUGAGCGAAUCAUUUCGUUGGAGGAGCAAAUAUGUUUGUGGCUUACACUUCCGGCAAGCCCGCAAGAUCAACGGACGUCUUGAAUGAGGAUUGGGUGCCUUCAUUAGGACUACCUGAAUCAUUCAGUGAUAGCAACAGCGACAGUGUUUCACUUAUUUCGGAAUCGAGUUCCACAACUUCAAACAGUAGUCUUGCAAGACGUAGUAACGAUCACUUCUCGUCACAAUCAACUGAUAGUAAAAAUUCUUCUUCAUCCCACACACAAUCGAAAUGUUCGAGAAUGUACCCGUUGCUGAUAAUACCGUUCAAUCCGACCUAGUAUCAAAUGACGACAACUCAAUAUUGAAUGCAUCUCUGAUUCGUAAAGAAGUCGGGGUGCAAGUAGGAGCAAGGUGCUUUCCGGCGGAAACUUUUACGCAGUACUACAAAGAAAUUAUACGUUUACAGGAACAUAAUUAUAGAUUAGAAAAUCAGAUAUCGCAGGCAUGUAAGGGAAUAGAGUUUUUAGUAGAUGAUGCCAAGUGUAAUUAUUAUACAGGGAUUGAAAAGCUAUCGAUAUUUGCUAAGCUUUAUCAGUAUUUGACACCAUCGCUUGAUGAACCAUAUUGCAAGUUCAGCCAAGACCAAAUGUUGGUUAUGACACUAAGUUGAGACUGAAUACCCAAUUCACAACAUUGGCCUAUGAGUAUAAUGUAUGUAUCAACACUGUAUCAAAUUUUUUUCAUAGGACAUUGUACGUCAUCUUCCAAUGUUGUCGAUGGGCAAUUGAACCCACGAAGAGGGAAAACUUGUCCCGGCACAUUCCAUCCGCAUUUCAUAACAUGUUUGGCAGUAAGAGAGUAUUUAUUAUCGACUGUUUCGAGGUACGUUGCCAAACACCAAGCGAUGUUAAGGUAUCAGUGAUGCACUUCAGUAAUUAUAAGAAACAUGAAACGAUCAAAUUUUUGAUAGCAUGCCAUCCGGAUGGUACAAUCGCUUUUGUAUCCAUUGGAUACGCUGGCAGAUGUUCCGAUCGUGAAGUUUUCAUUCAAAGCAAAUUCUUAGAUUUAAUAGGACAAAGGGUUUGAUAUUUCCGACCUUAUUAAGAGUAAGAAAGCCUCAUUAAACAUACCUACGUUCCUUAGAUGAAAAACUCAGUUUACUAUGAAAGAGUUAGAAGCUGACAAGCAAAUUACUUCGCUGAGGAUUCACAUUGAGCGACUAAUCGGAUUAGUU